AUGGCAUCUCUGCUGCCCCCUAUUGGUUCAGAGGUCUUAAGACGCUUCACGCCUGCCUCCCUGGAGGAAAUCCAACGACGACAUGAAGUCGAGGAGAAAGAGCAACAGAGGAGGAAGGAGAAGAACAUCGAGAUAGCGGAGGAAAAUCUUCCUAAACCAGCGAGUGACCUGGAGGCUGGGAAGCCCCUCCCAUUCAUCUAUGGAGACCCACCCCCCGAGCUUCUCAACACCCCAUUGGAGGAGCUAGAUCCCUUCUACCAAUCACAGAAGACGUUCAUUGUGCUCAGUAAAGGAAACAUCAUCUACAGGUUUAACGCUGAGCCGGCUUGUUACGCGCUCAGUCCGUUCAACCCACUGAGGACCAUCGCCAUCAAGAUCCUCAUUCACUCUUUAUUUAGUAUGUUCAUCAUGGUGACAAUUUUGACCAACUGUGCGUUCAUGACGAUGAGUGAUCCCCCAGCAUGGAGUAAGACUGUGGAGUACGUCUUUACAUUCAUCUACACAUUUGAAGCAACCAUCAAAGUUCUGUCCAGAGGAUUCUGUGUUGGAGAUUUCACAUUCCUCAAAGACCCCUGGAACUGGCUGGAUUUCAUGGUCAUCAGCAUGGCAUAUCUGACAGAGUUUGUAGAUUUGGGAAAUGUUUCUGUCUUGAGAACAUUCAGAGUUCUUCGAGCUCUGAAGACCAUCACCGUCAUUCCUGGUCUGAAGACGAUUGUUGGAGCUCUCAUCCAAUCAGUGAAGAAGCUGGCUGAUGUCAUGAUCCUGACAGUGUUUUGCCUCAGUGUCUUUGCUUUGAUUGGUCUGCAGCUCUUCAUGGGAAACCUGCGGCAAAAAUGUGUCCUGAUGCCACCCCUGUUGCUAAGCAACAACACGUCUGACAUCAAUUUUGACACAGGUUACCAUGGCAACGACACCCACACCAACAAUACAGGAUCCAGCGAUUUUGAUUUCUACGAGUACAUUAACAAUCCAGAGAACUACUACUAUCUGCCUGAUCAGCUCGAUGCUCUGCUGUGUGGCAACAGCUCUGACGCCGGGGUCUGCCCGGAGGGUUAUGUCUGUCUGAAGGCUGGAAGAAAUCCAAACUACGGCUACACCAGCUAUGACUCAUUUGGUUGGGCGUUCCUGGCUCUUUUCAGACUGAUGACCCAGGACUUCUGGGAAAACCUCUUCCAGCUGACACUGCGAGCAGCAGGUAAAACCUAUAUGAUUUUCUUCGUGGUUGUCAUCUUCCUCGGCUCGUUCUAUCUAAUCAACCUCAUCCUAGCCGUGGUUGCCAUGGCAUAUGCUGAGCAGAAUGAGGCCACCAUUGCUGAGGCCAAACAAAAAGAGGAAGAGUACGCUCAGAUCCUGGAGGCACUGAAGAAGAGAGAGGAGGAGAAGAAGACUUCAUCUGCAGAAAUAAAGAGCCACGAGCAAGAACACACUGCAAUGGAAGACUUUGAGGACGACCAGAGGCCAUGUCCUCCAUGUUGGUAUGCCUUUGCCAACAUAUUUCUCAAGUGGGACUGUUGUGGCUGUUGGCGACGGCUCAAACAGUGUCUCUACACCAUCGUCAUGGACCCGUUCGUCGACCUCGGCAUCACCAUCUGCAUUGUUCUCAACACCGUCUUCAUGGCCAUGGAGCAUUAUCCAAUGACAGAGGACUUUGAGCAUCUUCUGAGUGUUGGAAAUCUGGUCUUCACAGGGAUCUUCACCGCUGAGAUGGUCCUCAAACUUCUUGCCAUGGACCCAUACUUCUACUUUCAGGUGGGUUGGAACAUCUUUGACAGCAUCAUCGUUACCAUGAGUCUAGUGGAGCUGGGACUGGCUAAUGUUCAGGGCCUGUCUGUGCUGCGCUCCUUUCGAUUGAUGCGAGUGUUUAAGCUGGCCAAGUCAUGGCCAACCCUCAACAUGCUGAUAAAGAUCAUCGGGAACUCAGUGGGGGCUCUGGGGAACCUGACUCUGGUUCUAGCAAUCAUCGUCUUCAUCUUUGCAGUCGUUGGCAUGCAGCUGUUUGGAAAGAACUACAAAGACUGCGUCUGUCGCAUCGCACUCGACUGCGAGCUUCCUCGCUGGCACAUGAAUGACUUCUUCCACGCCUUCCUCAUUAUCUUCAGGGUCUUGUGUGGAGAGUGGAUCGAGACAAUGUGGGACUGCAUGGAGGUCUCAGGUCAGACCAUGUGUCUGAUCAUCUUUAUGAUGGUUCUUGUCAUUGGGAACCUGGUGGUGCUGAAUCUGUUCCUGGCCUUGCUGUUGAGCUCAUUCAGUGGUGAUAAUCUUGCAGCUCCAGAAGAUGAAGGGGAAAACAACUUGCAGAUAGCCAUAAACCGGAUCAAUAGGGCUAUGGCCUGGACCAAGACGUGGAUCCUGGAACAUAUCUGGACUUUAAUGGGAAAGAAGAACCACAUUAACCCAGACCAUCCAAUCCACAAUGGGGAAGAAAACAGGACGACGAAGGAGCUUUCGGCUUUGACCUUUGUGUCUUCAGACCAGGCAGUGUCAGAAGUCGAGUCCCUCGGCUGUAACUAUGACAACCUGACCAGCAACUACCACAACAUUGCCUUACUAAGGGUCCCCAUUGCAGAGGUUGAGUCUGACUUUGAGAUGCCUGACAAUAAUGAUGACGAAAACGAUGAAGAGGAUGAAGAGGAAGAGGAGGAAGAAAAACACUCUCAGUGUGACGAGUCCUCCGUCUGCAGUACUGUGCAGAAACAUCCUGAAGUCGAGGAGGAAGAAGAUGAUGAAAGUCAUGAUGGAAACACACCUGAGGACUGCUGGAGUGACAAGUGUUACCAACGCUGUCCAUUGCUGGACAUAGACACAUCCCAAGGCAGAGGGAAAGUCUGGUCUAACUUCAGGAGAACCUGUUUCUCCAUUGUAGAACACAACUACUUUGAGACCUUCAUCAUUUUCAUGAUCCUGCUAAGCAGUGGAGCUCUGGCAUUUGAGGACAUCUACCUGGAGCAACGUGUCAUCAUAAAGACGGUUCUGGAGUACGCGGACCAGGUGUUCACCUACGUGUUUGUGGUGGAGAUGGUUCUCAAGUGGUUUGCCUACGGAUUCAAGACUUAUUUCACCAAUGCCUGGUGCUGGCUCGACUUCCUCAUCGUAGAUGUGUCUCUGGUGUCUCUGACAGCAAACAUUCUGGGAUACUCUGAACUGGGAGCCAUUAAGUCUUUGAGGACUCUGAGAGCCCUGAGGCCCCUAAGGGCCCUGUCUCGCUUUGAGGGCAUGAGGGUGGUAGUGAAUGCCCUGGUUGGAGCGAUCCCGUCCAUCUUUAACGUGCUGUUGGUGUGUCUGAUCUUCUGGCUGAUCUUCAGCAUCAUGGGAGUGAAUCUGUUUGCAGGAAAGUUUUAUUACUGUUUUAACGAGACGUCUGAGGAGAUAUUUAGCUCUGAAGAUGUCAACAACAAGACCGAGUGUCUCGCUCUGAUUGAGGCAAACUCCACUGAGGUCCGGUGGAAGAACGUUAAGGUCAACUAUGACAACGUGGGGAUGGGCUACCUGUCGCUGCUGCAAGUAGCCACAUUUAAAGGCUGGAUGGACAUCAUGUAUGCAGCGGUGGACUCGAGAGACGUGGAGUCCCAGCCGAUGUACGAAGCUAACCUAUACAUGUACCUUUACUUCGUCUGCUUUAUCAUUUUUGGCUCCUUCUUCACCCUUAACCUCUUCAUCGGAGUCAUCAUCGACAACUUCAACCAGCAGAAGGCCAAGAUGGGAGGAACAGAUAUUUUCAUGACGGAGGAGCAGAAGAAAUAUUACAAUGCCAUGAAGAAACUGGGCUCGAAGAAACCUCAGAAACCCGUUCCCCGACCUGAGAAUAAGUUCCAGGCUCUGGUCUUUGACCUGGUGACCAAACAGUUUUUUGACAUCUUCAUCAUGGUGUUGAUCUGUCUUAACAUGGUAACCAUGAUGGUGGAGACGGACGAGCAGAGCGUGGAGAAAGAAAUCAUCCUGUACUGGGUCAACCUAGUCUUCAUCGUCAUCUUCACCACCGAGUGCACUCUGAAGAUCAUCGCGCUCCGGCAGCAUUAUUUUGCCGUCGGCUGGAACAUCUUCGACUUUGUGGUCGUCAUCCUGUCCAUUGUUGGCCUCCUCCUCGCUGACAUCAUAGAGAAGUAUUUUGUCUCACCCACGCUCUUCCGUGUGAUCCGAUUGGCUCGUAUUGGCCGAGUUCUUCGCCUCAUUCGUGGAGCCAAGGGGAUCCGGACACUGCUGUUCGCCUUGAUGAUGUCACUUCCUGCCCUCUUUAACAUCGGUCUCCUCCUCUUCCUCAUCAUGUUUAUCUUCUCUAUCUUUGGCAUGUCUAACUUCGCCUAUGUUAAGAAGGAGGCCAUGAUUGACGACAUGUUUAACUUUGAGACAUUUGGGAACAGCAUGAUCUGUUUGUUUAUGAUCACAACAUCAGCUGGGUGGGACGGUCUGCUGAGUCCCAUCAUGAACACCCCACCGGACUGCGACCCCCACAUAGAGAACCCAGGAUCGACAGUCAGAGGAAACUGUGGCAGCCCGGCUCUCGGUAUUGUCUUCUUCACCACUUACAUCAUCAUGUCCUUCCUGGUGGUGGUCAACAUGUACAUCGCCAUCAUCCUGGAGAACUUCAACGUGGCCACAGAGGAGAGCACUGACCCUCUGUGUGAGGACGACUUCGAGAUGUUUUAUGAAACCUGGGAGAAGUUUGACCCUGACGCUUCGCAGUUUAUACAGUAUAGUAAACUAUCAGAUUUCUGCGACACUCUGAAGGAGCCUCUGAGGAUUUCCAAACCAAACACCAUUAAACUGAUUCACAUGGAUCUGCCUCUGGUUCCUGGAGACAAGAUCCACUGUCUGGACAUCCUGCUUGCUCUCACUGCUCAGGUUUUGGGCGAUUCAGGAGAGAUGGAUGCUCUCAAAGCCAGCAUGGAGGAGAAGUUCAUGGCCAACAACCCCUCAAAGGUGUCAUAUGAACCAAUCAGCAGCACUCUACGGAGGAAACAGGAAGAAGUGGCGGCAACGGUGAUCCAACGAGUGUACAGGAAACACCUUCUGCAGCGGACCGUCAAACUGGCAUCGUACAAAUACAGAGAGAAGAUGGAGGGACGGCGAGCUGAGGAGUCGCCGCCGGAGACUGAAGGACUUCUCUAUAAACGAAUCAGUCAGCUGUACGGAAAUGGUGCAGAGACAGAGGAGCCUGUCUCAGGUGUUUCAGGUGAGGAUCCCCCCACCUGGGUGGAGCUUCAGAGUGAGUUCCUUCUCCACACUGCUCCUCCCCUCAAUGCCCCCACCAUCCUGCGAGACGAAAGCCUGAGGGAGUCUAUUGUCUGA
Chelmon rostratus (copperband butterflyfish) is the source of this 5286-nucleotide messenger RNA. RefSeq names its product sodium channel, voltage-gated, type IV, alpha, b (gene scn4ab). The transcript is spliced from 30 exons. Gene Ontology annotation, biological process: neuronal action potential; sodium ion transmembrane transport; membrane depolarization during action potential. Gene Ontology annotation, cellular component: voltage-gated sodium channel complex; axon; plasma membrane. The record is from RefSeq and is a predicted model, not a curated record. Bases 1 to 5286 code for a protein of 1761 amino acids. NCBI's taxonomy places the organism in Eukaryota, Metazoa, Chordata, Actinopteri, Chaetodontiformes, Chaetodontidae. Gene Ontology annotation, molecular function: protein binding; voltage-gated sodium channel activity.